This is a messenger RNA of Pyrus x bretschneideri (Chinese white pear), 1974 nucleotides long. Its product is annotated as protein SPT2 homolog. Bases 173 to 1600 code for a protein of 475 amino acids. Lineage: Eukaryota; Viridiplantae; Streptophyta; Magnoliopsida; Rosales; Rosaceae. Gene Ontology annotation, cellular component: nucleolus. The transcript is spliced from 10 exons. Gene Ontology annotation, biological process: nucleosome assembly; regulation of DNA-templated transcription. Gene Ontology annotation, molecular function: DNA binding; histone binding. The record is from RefSeq and is a predicted model, not a curated record.
UGUCCUCCAUUGAACUUGGUUUUCGAUAUUUAGGGCUUGAAGCAGAGGAAUCGGAAUCGCACUUUUAGCGGCUUCGCACAGAUCAUCUUCGAUUUCAGAGUUCUCAAGAUUUGCGAUCGGCGUUUUGGUUGAAGGGAAUUUCAGGUACGUAAUUGUUUAUUUCGAAAGGGAAAUGCGCGGAUAUGAUAGAGAUGAAUAUGGUCAGUCAGGCAAUGAAUAUGAGGACUAUGAGGAUGAAGAGGAUGGUGAAGAGUCUGAAGAGGAAGAUCCAAAGCCUACCAAGGAAGCAUUGAAAUACCUUGAGUUUAGAGAACGCAUCAAAGAACAAGUACGAAAGAAGCUGAAGAAGGAGGAAACUGGUUCUUCUUUGGCCAACUCCAGUGAUAAAAAGAAGAAGCUCCCCAAUGACAAUUUUGGAUCUUUCUUUGGCCCAUCUCAACCAGUUAUUGCUGAGAGAGUGAUUCAAGAAAGAAAGUCGUUAGAAAUCCAGCACCUGACGUCUAGCGCAACCAACUCUGUCCAUAAAAAGAAGAGCUCUGGUUCAACCUCUGCUGGAUCGAAAUCUGGAUCAUAUGAUCAGAAUCCCAAAGUCAUUAAUGAGGUGCAGGCUAAGACUAAAGUACAAAAGAUUAAGGAUACGAGAGAUUACUCUUUUUUAUAUUCUGACAAUGCAGAGCCCCCUGCUUCUGCAAAGGAUCGCCCCCCUCAAAAUGCCUCUGUUCCAAAUUCUGGGGUGCGGUCUAGUCAAAUGGCGACAAGUAGUAAAUUGCCUUCAGCAAAUAAUGGUAGACAUGUACCUUCGGCAAAUAAUGGUAGACAUGUGCCUUCGGCAAAUAAUGGUAGACAUGUGCCUUCGGCAAAUAAUGGUAGAGAUGUACCUGGCCGUCGUGAUGAAAGGAAACCAGUAUCUAUGAACGGACAGAUGCAUUCUAAAGUGGGGCCCAAUAAGUUGAGUUCUUCCAGUAGACGACCUGAUGCAACAUCAAUGGGCUCUAGAAAACAGCUUGGUAGUAACAGUGGAAAUGGCCCUGGCCGGCCUCUAGAGACAAAAAGAUUGCCGUCUAAGAUGCCUGCUUCAACGACUGAGAGGAAAGCUUCUACACCAGGUCUGAAGAAUCCCAUGUCUGGUGUGCCCAGACCACCUCCUUCGAAGUUGCAGUCAUCCAUUCCAAGGCAGCAGUUGCAACAAAAAAAAGAAGUACGAGAACCUAAUAAGCCCAAAGUGUUACUGAAAGAGUCAUCAGGAUUGUCAAGACCUCAGCACGUAAACAAGCCACAAAUGCAAAGGCAAAUCUCAUCACAUUCUGUGUCUCAAGAGCGUCCUCCCAAAAAGAAGCCUAUGAGACGGCACCCUGAUGAUGAUGACCCGGAUCUGGAUUUUAGAAGUGAGAUCAGAAAAUUAUUUCGUCAACCAGAAAGAUAUGCUAGUGACGACGAUGAUAGUGAUAUGGAGGCAAACUUUGAGGAUAUUAUGAGGGAGGAGAGACGAAGUGCACUAAUCGCAAGAAAGGAGGACGAAGAGGAGGCUAGGAAGAUAGAAGAAGAAGAAAGGAGGGAACGGAUAGCGAAAUUAAAUCGCAAGCGUAAGCUCGGUCAUUAGAGUGACUGUAGGAAGGGAAGUGGAAUUCUUUUCGCCUCACUUGAAAAAAAAAAAAGUGAAUGAGAAAAAUUCUUUGGUCAAUUCAAGUCUCACCGCCGUUGAAUUUUGCUCGUUCUGAAGUGAAAUUGAUGUUAUGCGACUAAAUUAUGCUGAAGCUAUAGGGGAUUUUUCGUUGCUCAUUCAAAUGUAUUUCUUAGAAUGUAGAAUAUGUUGUGAUAUCAAUUCAACCACACGUGGGAUUGCGUAAAUUCUUCGUAGGUUUGAUUUACUUUUUAUAUUAGUGAUUUUAUUUUAUUAGGAUUUGUAUUACUUUGAGAGUAAGUGUUUUUAUCUCAUAGUUUUUUUAUAAAUAAAGGUACGGGUGCAAAGGAGAA